Molecule: messenger RNA, 2963 nt
Organism: Zootermopsis nevadensis
Lineage: Eukaryota; Metazoa; Arthropoda; Insecta; Blattodea; Termopsidae
Gene: ENGase
Product: cytosolic endo-beta-N-acetylglucosaminidase
Biological process (GO): protein deglycosylation
Cellular component (GO): cytoplasm
Molecular function (GO): mannosyl-glycoprotein endo-beta-N-acetylglucosaminidase activity
Source: RefSeq, a predicted model, not a curated record
CUGUCAAAUCAGAUAAGUAAUUUUGUAAUUGUAGAAUUUAGUCUGAAGAUGGCUGUCUUCUGGGUUGAUGCGCCUGCGCCCUGUAAGCACAAAACCUAGAAGACAGCCAUCUUUAAUCUUGAAAUUGAUUCAUUCUAGUGGCUGCGGAGUACAUGAGGGUAUCGGAGCUUAUAGAGCAGGAGACGCUGUAGUAUAUGGAUUUAGUGUGUAAAGAAAAUUUUGUCUUCUUUAUAUAGCGUUAAUGUACAAAAAUGUCUGACUGUAAAGAAGAACUCUCAAACGAGAGAUUCGAAUGGAAUGGAGACGGAAGUAUUUGUACUCCGAUACAGUCUUACAUCGACGUUCAGAAGUUGAAGUGUUUCCGUCCAAGCUGGCGAGAUAGCGUUCUUGAUUUUUCAGAUAAUUCAGUUUUUUGUUAUUCUGGACAAGAUUUGCAUUGUAAUUCUGUAUAUACGGAUUUGCUCAAGCGGCGUAGGAAAAGGAAUGAUGUACCAAAAACUAUUUUUUGUCACGACCUCAAAGGAGGAUAUACAGAGGACAGGUUUGUGAAUGGAAGCAUGAGGCAUGCUGAGUAUCGCUUUUUCCAUUGGGCUGGCAUUGACACAUUUGUCUACUUCAGCCAUCAGCUGGUUACUAUUCCACCACCUGUUUGGAUAAACUCUGCACACUUACAUGGCACGAAAGUUCUAGGAACCCUGAUUACAGAGUGGGAUGAUGGGAAGAAAGUGUGGGGUGAAAUACUGGAAAGUGAUGGCACUGUUGAAGACUUUGUAAAUGACCUGGUCGCCAUCUGUUGUCACUUUGGUUUUGAUGGUUACUUGUUGAAUGUGGAAAAUAAUAUUCCACCAGAAUAUGUUACCAGACUGGAGCUGUUUGUUAAGUUGAUCCACAGCAGACUUCAUUCUAAGAUACCUUAUGCAGAGGUAAUCUGGUAUGACAGCGUCACGAAGGAAGGAAAACUUGAGUGGCAGAAUGAACUUAACAAUCUGAACAGGCCUUUCUUCAAUAAUUGUGAUGGAAUAUUUUUGAACUACACAUGGAAGGAAGACAAUCUGAAGAAAUCCGUAGAGAAUGCUGGUGCCCGUCACCUAGACGUAUAUGUAGGUGUCGAUGUAUUUGGACGCAACUGCUAUGGGGGUGGUGGUUUCAACUCCUGCCAGGCUGUUGAAUUGGCACGCAAGUACAACCUGUCACUGGCCCUGUUUGCUCCAAGCUGGGUGCAUGAAUAUCUUGGCAGUUCACACUUUGUGCACCUAGAGUAUGCAUUCUGGCAGAAACUGUGGCCCUACCUGUAUAUACAUGGACCAGCCCGACUGCCAUUUAGCACUACUUUCUGCCAGGGUUACGGAGAGAAGCUGUAUCGUAAUGGACAGGUGGUGUCAGACGCUCCAUGGUACAACCUGAGCAAGCAGCAAUACCAGCCUACUGUCCCUUCUUGCUUGAGUGACAGCUUCGUUGAACCCAUAUUGAAAGCAGGCGCUGGUUGUGUUGACGCAGAGGUGCUGCCACUCAUCACGACGGGCUGUGUCCAGCAUUGCUCCCAGGAUGCAUUCACUGGGGGCGGCUGCUUGCAGAUCAGUCGGUCCUGUAGCAAACAAAAGUCUCAGAGGAUCUUCGUUUGCAGAUUUGAUUGUGAGGGACAGAUCCUAGUUUCACUUGCGACGAAAACAACAGACAAGCGCAACCCGACACUGAACUUGCUGCUGCUGACAGAGGACAGUGAAGGAGUCUGCAGGACAUUGUCGCUGGUGGGAGAGGAAACGGGAGGCGGUUGUGGUGACCGGAAAUGUGUGUUUCCCCUAGAGCAGAAGGAAGUUGAGCAGCUGAAGUAUUGUUUGCAGGAGGAGGUGUUUGAUGAUGUGUCACCCUCUGUUGGAUCAGGCUGGAAACUCAGUCAUUACGUGUUGCAUCUCCGUGAAACGGUCGUGGAGAUCGCUGUGGAGUCGUGUGGGUCCCAUGACUCGGUGCUGCUUGGUCUCCUUAGAAUCCUGCCAUUGACAUCGUAGGAAUACCCCUCUGUAAGUUCCUACUGGUGCGGCAAGUGCCUCAUUUCUUCUGUAGAUACUGGAGUAGACGCCAUAAAACGUAGUGAACCUAGAAUUUUGUAAAUUUGUCAGUUGAUGGAGUGCAAAAUAAUGUGUGUUGUAAACGGACUUGAGAAGCGUUUGUGCUGUGCAGUAGAAUCUUUGACUGACUAAGGUGAUACCAAUGAUGAUGUUGGUACAGAUAUCUGGAUUCUGCUUGUUUUCGAAGUCAGUGGAGGUUGAUGACUCCUUCUGUCUUCGUGUCUCUCCUUGCUGUUCCCAAUCGUUUUUAUUCAACAUCUGCAGUGAGUUGAAUGAUGGAGCAACAUUCUUUUGUAACUGAUGGCAGAUUCCAGAACGUUUUGUAAACCCUGAGAGAGUUACAAUUCAUUGAUUCAAUAUGGCCACCUUUUAUCUGCUGGAACUGUAGGGUCCCACGGUGGUAAUGGAUUUACCUGCUGAGCUACAGGAGCUGGAAUUAUUAGUUCGGUGAAUGCUCAUUAGAUGGGAUGGCGGUAGUCUUCUGACAGUUGGGAAUUCAUUCAUACAUUGAUUUUAAAGUCGAAAUGUUCCUGCUUGGAGUACAUUCUUCAAUAAGUGCUUUUAUUAAUCAUGUUUUGGCAAUUCAUUGAAUGAACAGAGUACAUCUAGAAGGCAUUUCUUGUUUGCUUGGGAGAAGGAUAGUGAAAUGCUCGAUCAUCAUCGGUAGCUUUGAUAGGUUAGUUUGUUCCGUGCCAUGGGCUGUGGGACCCACACAUCCCCAAUAUCUGAAACGUAUUAAUGUUUUGUAACAAUCGCAACAAAAUUAUCAGACCCUUUAUUUAAUGAGCUUUCAAUGAAGGAAUAUUUAUGUGAUUCCUGAAUGUUAAUAUAGAAUGAAAUUUUAAAUUUUGUUAUGGUUCAGUAGGAAUUUGGAAUUAAAAUUUAUAUGACAACUGU